AAAAAGAUACUUGACAUCAAUGUUCAAUAUUCCAAAUCCAAACAUCGAUAAGAGGUUAUGUUGUGGAGUUGUGCUAACGCAACGCUACCUCAUCUUUAAAUUUCAGAAAUGUCUUCGUAUAAAUACUUAAAACAAACAACAAACCUCACAGGGCUAAAAGUUGCCAUCAAUCCUCACUACUCUCUGAAGUUGCUAUAUGGCAAGAUUCUGAAAACUUUGGACAAGAUGCCUCCAAAUGCUGCUUAUCCAAAAUAUACUCGUGAAAUCAUUGAGAAGAGACAUGCAAUUGUCCAAUCGACUGAAAGAGUUGAGGACAUCGAGGCGAAGAUCGGCUGCGGUCAGGCAGAAGAACUGAUUGUACAAGCAGAGAAUGAAUUACAUCUAGCCCGUAAUAUGCUUGCAUGGAGACCAUGGGAACCCCUUCUCUCAGAACCCCCGCCAAACCAGUGGACAUGGCCUCCUACCAAAUAAGUUGUUUUUUCUUUUUUGUCCCUGAGCUAUUCUAGCCAUUGUUAUUUCUUAAGUAAUUAGUUUUAACUUAGAAAGGAUUUUCCAUCGCGCAAUCAGUUUCUCGUUACUCCUCUUCGAUUUCUCGAGAAUAACCACCAUCAACUUUUGUUGUUUGUAUAUGGUGACCAUUAAUAUACCAACAAUUUCUGUGGAAAGCCAUCUCGAAGAAAUGCAGUGCAUAAAUAUUUGCUAAGUCUAAUUUUAAAUGCUUUAAGUAAAUAUUUAUCAGUGUAUGUGUCUUUUAUAAUAGCAGAGAACCUCUAUCAUUUUGUUAUAAUUCUUUACUGAUUACAAUACUACAUUCUUAUAAAACUUUCCGUGAUUAUGUA
Messenger RNA from Bemisia tabaci, 839 nucleotides. RefSeq names its product NADH dehydrogenase (ubiquinone) subunit ND-13B (gene ND-13B). The record is from RefSeq and is a predicted model, not a curated record. NCBI's taxonomy places the organism in Eukaryota, Metazoa, Arthropoda, Insecta, Hemiptera, Aleyrodidae. Gene Ontology annotation, biological process: respiratory electron transport chain. Gene Ontology annotation, cellular component: respiratory chain complex I.